This is a messenger RNA of Dacryopinax primogenitus, 1579 nucleotides long. RefSeq lists its product as uncharacterized. The record is from RefSeq and is a predicted model, not a curated record. The coding region runs from base 1263 to 1472 and encodes 69 amino acids. Lineage: Eukaryota; Fungi; Basidiomycota; Dacrymycetes; Dacrymycetales; Dacrymycetaceae. The transcript has 4 exons.
ACGAUAUGACUAUCUAUGUUUAUAAGCUGCUCAUCAUUUCCCGCUCCCGAAUGCUGUGGGUGCCAAUCCCCUCUUCCCUCGCUGAUAAGGUACGGAGGACGGCGGUCCACUCAUCAGGAAGCAAUCUAACCCGACCGCUCCGGCGGUCCGCAAUGCUGACCUGCGAAACUAGCUCAGUUGAGCUGUGCUGGUCAGCUUCGGCAGGUGUACCUAAAUCCAAUUGCACCAUCCUCAUUUAUCAGCCUACUCUCUGCUCUCGAUGCGACUGUGUGCGGUGCAGCCGGAGUGCGUCCGGCGUAACGAGGCCUUCACUGCAGUACGUACAGACAAAUCGAGGCUUCCAGCGAGAGCCAAACGACGAUGUGGGAAUAUCGCCGGAUAUACUCCAUUUGAGACCGCGGCGCCGCAAGCAAUGUUCCCGGUGCUGGUUGCGCCAGCGACGGACGAAGCUGGCGGGAGAUUGACACCGUCUCGCACAGCGCGUCUUCAUUCCGUCAGCACUACGAAGCAAGCAGGGACCAUGGCUCCUCAGAUGAGCUCCGGAGAGCGGACCGAGCAGGGGUAUGCAGGGUCGAUGUAGCUGCGCUUGGACGUGCGCUGACCCGACCGCAGGCGCCAAAGAUAUAAGGCGAUUGAAUUGCCACGGCAACCAAUCAUCGUCUGCAUGUAGUGUAUGUACCAUUUGCAUUAGCGACAAGUCAUUGUAUGACGCACCAAAGAUUCUGCCUUGACCUGGUCCACCAUACACGAGCCAGUUCACUCCUGUUUGUACAACGAUCCCGGUUCGCCCAGCUCCCGAUCCCAUCAAAUCGCCUUCCUUCCAAUCUUCCCAGACACGACGUCUCGAUCGCUGAGUGACAAGAUUCGCAUCUCAAUAGAUGGAAGGCUGCAAGACAGGUCGAGGCAAGUGUUUGAUCGUGUACACACCUGUCACAUACCAGGAGAGCCAGCAAUCGACGCGUGAACAUGGUUCGCCCUCUUCGCUCAAUGGGGUGUCAAAGUCGGCGCAGCUGUGCACAACAGCGAACGAAGGGCGAGGAUUCCGUGUAUCGCACACUGAUCGCAACGGGCACACUUGACCGCUGAGGGUGGUGCGGAGCCGGAGCCGACAACGAAAUCCGACUACUAGGAUAUCGGUCGGUUUUCAGGGCGGCUCAUUCGCACAUCGCUUGUGCCAAUGGGCUGUUGGCAAGCUUGGAGCAUCGCACGUUCGAGCUGAGAUCAGAGUAUGACACGCGGAAACAAUGGUGGAGACGAACGUAAUGGAUGGUCGCGUUUUGACCGUUUCAGGUUUGCUGGUCCUCUCCCCGGGUGGGUACGAACAAGAACGGCAGCAGCAGCGAAAGGAAGCAGAUAAGCGCAGCCGGCUCAGAAGGAAGAACGUCGCGACCAGACAGCCUUCCGGCACUUCCAGCAAAGUGCUGGAAAGCUCCCCACUUGUAAAUGUGCCAGGUACAAUGUCGUUGUCUUGAUCAUCGUCACAAACCGAUUUGGGCGUCUGAGUGGCUGACCGCGUGCUGGCGAUAGACGCGUACGUGCGCGGUGGUGCCGGGUCCGGUCUCCAGUCGCAAGUCGUGGG